CAAGAAGAGAAACAGAGGAGAGCAGGGAGAUAGAAAAGCGUCGGUACCUGAGAAACUUGGUGGUACUGUACAGACCACCCAUCUUCUCCGCCCCCGGAAAAACCCAACCCCGCCGGACCUUUUAUGGAUCCGUCGGGUUCCGCUUCUUUCGACAUAUACGAGAUUUAUUGCCGUUAUUGUGAUAUCAAAAGAGAAAAUGGGUAUGGGGAAGGUCACAUACAAAGUGAUGAAAUGCAGGUCGUCAAACACUCAAAGGAGGCAUUAAGUCAGCUCUUAAACUUGGUGGACUCAAAACUGCGUGCCAGGGUAUCAAUCUUUGAUGAAAUUGGGAAGCUUAUGUCACAGCUUGACUUGGUGGUAGACUUUUCGGAAUUUUCGUGCUUCUAUGAGUUUGUUUUUUUCUUAUGCCGCGAAAGUGGUCAGAAGAGUAUCACCGUACCUAAGGCGAUUUCUGCAUGGAGAAUAGUCUUAGCUGGGAGGUUUCGCUUGUUGAAUCAAUGGUGUGAAUUUGUUGAGAAAAACCAGCGGCAUAACAUCUCAGAAGAUACUUGGCGGCAAGUGUUAGCUUUUAGCCGGUGCGUGCAUGAAAAUUUGGAAGGGUAUGAUCCUGAAGGAGCUUGGCCUGUCUUAGUAGAUGACUUCGUUGAGCAUAUGUACAGGUUUUCAGGAUCUAAUGUUAAUUCUAACUCAUGUAAUUGUGGCGACUCAGAACCCUGGUCAUGCAUAAAUGAUGAACCUCUACCUGGCUUGAAAAGUUGUCCUGGUUUGAAGAGGAAAAUUGCGGGGGAUGUUGAUAUGGAUGAUAUGGAGUCAUCAUCAACCUCUUUCGUACAGUAUACAAACUUGAAUCCUACAUUAAGCUUCAAGAGGACUCGGGUUAUGUCUUGCGGGCCAGCAAAUGAUAUACCAGUGAAUCAUGUAGAUGAAUGCAUGGAAGUUAUCAGACAUAGCAGUCCAUUAAAUUCUUCAAAAUCUCCCUGUUCUGUUGAAGGUUCCUUGUCAAAGGGCUUUGCGGAGCUCUUACGGGACAGGGGAGUUUCAGUUACACAGAAGUCACCAAUAUUCUUUCAGUUAAUGUAGUUCUAUGCUUUGGAGACCAAUUAGGAUAGCUGUAUUGGUAAUGUCUUUCACUAACUUUGUUGGCUGAGUGUUUAUAGUCCUUGUUCUACAAUUGAUGAUAAAUGAAUAAAAUAAUUUGUUUUUCUUGAUACCUUAGAAUAGUAUUGUGAAUUAGUGA
Argentina anserina (silverweed cinquefoil) is the source of this 1237-nucleotide messenger RNA. RefSeq names its product defective in cullin neddylation protein AAR3. The record is from RefSeq and is a predicted model, not a curated record. NCBI's taxonomy places the organism in Eukaryota, Viridiplantae, Streptophyta, Magnoliopsida, Rosales, Rosaceae. The coding region runs from base 124 to 1080 and encodes 318 amino acids. Gene Ontology annotation, biological process: protein neddylation. Gene Ontology annotation, cellular component: ubiquitin ligase complex. Gene Ontology annotation, molecular function: ubiquitin-like protein binding; ubiquitin conjugating enzyme binding; cullin family protein binding. The transcript has 9 exons.